AUGUCAGGGCAACCCAAUUUCGACGAUGAUGCGGAUGCCGCGAUGCACGAGAUGAUGGGCUUCAGCACUUUCACAGAGCGUCGAAAAGACAAGCGAUUUGAAACAACCUUUGCGCCGUCGUUGUCGUCCUCAUCGUCAUCAGCAACAGCAGCAGCGGCAACAGCUUCACAACCAGGAGAGUCAUCAAGCAAGCCAGCAUCCUUCGGAUCAAGUCUUGACGGAUCGAAACGAGAACAAAAUCAGAACCACGGAAACGAAGAAGCGCCUGUAUACGCCUUCAGCUCGCCAGUCAGCAAUACCUACUACACCAGAGAAGACCUCGAUGCCUGGGCACGGGGCAAGGUCAACGCCAAUGGAGACACCGUCUACUUCAAACCUGGUUUUGUGUCUGACGAUCCUUGGGCGAGGCUGCGUCCGAGAGAAGGAGACCACGACAGCAAGAAAGCCGGGACAUGA
Molecule: messenger RNA, 456 nt
Organism: Exophiala spinifera
Lineage: Eukaryota; Fungi; Ascomycota; Eurotiomycetes; Chaetothyriales; Herpotrichiellaceae
Exons: 2
Coding region: 1-456 (151 amino acids)
Source: RefSeq, a predicted model, not a curated record